Aspergillus tanneri is the source of this 1011-nucleotide messenger RNA. RefSeq names its product SANT/Myb-like DNA-binding domain-containing protein. Bases 1 to 1011 code for a protein of 336 amino acids. The record is from RefSeq and is a predicted model, not a curated record. NCBI's taxonomy places the organism in Eukaryota, Fungi, Ascomycota, Eurotiomycetes, Eurotiales, Aspergillaceae. The transcript has 2 exons.
AUGUCCGCGACGCUGGCGGAUCCGUAUAGAGACUAUGCCAUUGAUUACGCUCAUCAUGCCCACAGCAAACCGGAGGAACAGGAAGGGACCCUUGUCUACCAGACGCACCAGCCACAUAUACAACAUCACAAACAGGCCGAGUCUUCGUUUCAGCAGAGGGGGUCGCAUACCUCGGCCUUCGAGCAACACCAUGCGAAUGCGACCGUCCUUCCGGCAGCGAGCCAUCAACCAUCAGUACAUGAUAUCUCUCAAACGGUGGUCCUCACUCCGGCGCAGAUGCUCCCUCGACAGCUUCCCGUCCAUUAUACACCGUCGAAUUUUGAGCUGUCCUCCGCCCAACGCGGCAAGAAGCGACCUCGUUCCGAAACCGAGGGCGAUGGAGGCGAUCCUGACCACCAUGGGAUCAGACAACAGAUACCGAUCCUUGCCCCAGGCACUCCGGCUGAGAACCCGCAUUCACCUGGGAUACUCUUCCCCGUGCAUGGUGAAUCGUCCCAACACCAUCAAAUGCAAAGCCAUGACUUUGGGCCCCCAGAUUCAGUGGCCCUCCUACAACAGCAUCACCACCAUCGCCUCCCUUCUCACACAUCGCUGCGCGACACCCAACGUCAUGGUCUGAAUGUGGAAUCGUCACCAACUCCCGCCGGGCCACCAAGCGUUGUAGGCCAGCCUGGGAUGCCUGAUCCAGCUCCAAGGCCUCGGGGGCCCAAGCUCAAGUUCACACCAGAGGAGGAUGCAUUACUAGUCGAGCUCAAGGAAAACAAAAACCUGACGUGGAAGCAAAUAGCUGAUUUUUUCCCGGGGCGAACGAGUGGCACGUUGCAAGUGCGCUACUGCACCAAACUGAAGGCGAAAGACGUGGUAUGGAGCGAUGAGAUGGUGCAACGACUACAGCGUGCCCUCCGGGAAUACGAGAAUGAUCGGUGGCGGAUCGUUGCGGGAAAGGUUGGUAAUGGCUUUACACCAGCAGCUUGUCGAGAGAAGGCAAGUCAGCUCGAAGAACUACAAUAG